GUCUGAGUUUGUUCAGUCUUGCUUAGCAAGGUAAUCAUUACCCACAGCAGACUUUUCGCUGUAUUAGGUAAACAACAGAGAGUAAGACAGCGUGCAAAAGAAAUGCAGAGACACCUGCACCUGACCUGAAGCUGUUUUGCCCAAAACAAGAUGUCAAAAGGUCGAUUAAAUUCUUACCGUGCUGCUGGAAUCUCAAGGAGUAAAUCAGAAGGGACAUUGAUUGACUUUGAUGAUCCAAAAUUUCCAACUAAUAAUGCAGAUACCAUUAGUAAGGAGAUAGACCUACUUAUCGACUGGCAAAAUGUAUUUCAAGAUCAUUCAAAAAAUUCCUCAAAGCCUAUCAAUCCUUUCUGGAAUGGAUUAUCUGAAUCCAACCCUUUUCUCGAUGAUGUUGUUCAAGCUAACACUGUUUCCAAGAGCAACACACAUACAUCUAUCUUGAAAGAGGAUCCAUUUCUGUUUUUCACAGGACCAGAAGUUAGAAACUCAGUAGCCUCUUCAGGAGAUGAGCUUGAUAUUAAUAACCUAUUAAGGAAGGCUGCUUCACGCAAAGGUGCAAGAUCUAAGAGUGUUUCUGAUUUGAGCCUUUUAGAUUACAAGGAAUCUGAUGUUUCUGCUAGUUCAAGUCAGAUUCUGGCUCCUGAUUUAGACUGGCUUCAGAAUGAUCGUGAGGCUUAUAAAAUGGCAUGGCUGAGCCAUAGGCAGCUGACACGAUCUUGUCUUGAUUUGGAUAUUAUGAGUCAAAGUCCAGGCUGGGCACAAACACAAGCCACUGAUAUGCACACACUUUGCAAAAUAGACCACCAAGGAGGAGCUGUGCAGCUUCCUGGCUCUAAUAUAACAAUACAUGUUCCUGAAGGUCAUGUGGCUCCUGGGGAAUAUCAAGACAUCUCUUUAAAAGCACUUUUAGAUCCACCAUCAUCACUUAACAAUAAUGUCUCAACUACCGUAAGCCCUGUUCUAGAGAUUAUAUUAAGCAACAUGAACACGUCAGAAGUUCUCUUGCUGGAAAUGAAAAUUGCAGCUGAGGUUAAGAAAGAUCCUUACAGCCAAGUAAUGACUGAAGUUGCUACAUUUUAUAGCUACAACAAAGAAGGACCCUAUGAAAAGCUCCCUGGCGGAUAUAUUUACAAGGACACUUUACAAAUCAAAUUGCCCACUCUUAGCCGCAUUACAUACAUUGUAACAGCUGCACAAGCCAAAUCCAUUCAGCCCCCAGCAACCAGUAUUUAUGAUUGCAUUCAUAAGAGUAUAACAGUGGCAGUAUUUGGGCCAAAACAUAUUCAUCCAGCUUUCACUACGGUUUUAGCUGUGAUAGGGCACAAUUAUAUUCCUGAAAUUCUCACAAUAGACGACAUAAAAAAACGGGGGAAAAAUAUGCCACCAGUUGUCUUUCAGCUCUGGGGGAAACAUCAAUUAGUUCUGGAUCAGAUUCAAGAUAUGUCGUUCUAUUUUGUUCCAAAUAACUCGAGCUUUGAAGUAAAAGCAGCAGAUAACCAAAACCAAAUCAAACAGCAACAGCUGAAAAUAGGUAAAAUGAUCCGGAUACAGUUUCCAUUUUCACUUAGGGGUAGUGGUGAAAUUAGUUCCUUUAAUUUCAGGGUUCAGAUUAAGGAAAGGGAAAACAGCUCGCUGGUAACAGAAUUUGAUGUACAAACGCCUGAUCACGCACCAAAAAUACAAUGUUCAGCCAGUAGUCAAACUCGCUUACAGAAAAGGAAAGAGAUUAUUUCGGCUCCUCCGCCCCAAACAAGCACUAUUAGUUACCCUAAAUUUCAGGAUAAGCCUCUGAAGAUAAACAGCUAUGCAGUGACUUUAAAAACUGUUUUGCGCCAACAAAAAAUGGACUACCUGCUUGAAUACUUUAAAGGAGACACAAUUGCACUUCUUGGGGAAGAUAAAGUAAAAGCCAUUGGUCAGACCAAAAUAAAAGAAUGGUAUGUUGGAGUCCUGAGAGGAAAGGUUGGGCUUGUGCACUGCAAAAAUGUCAAAAUUAUCUCCAAAGAGCAAGUUAUUGAUUUCUCAGACUCACAGUUCACAACCAAGAUGCUUUUGGAACAAAUUACUCUGCCAUUUAAGAAACUUACCUACAUUUAUUCUUCGGUGCUCUCGCUUGUUUCUGAAAAAGUUACUGACUGGAGAUGUCUAGCCGAUGUGCUAGGAUAUUCACAUUUAUCAUUAGAGGACCUCUGUCAUGGACAUACGGAAAAGAAUUCAGAGAGAGUCUCGUCUGUUGUCAAAAAGUUGAAAGAGGACUGCCAUGCUGAUUCAAAAAAGAGAAAAUUCCACUAUGAACUAAUUAUGGGACUGCUGAAGAUGGAUUGCCAAGGACUGGUGGCUCGUUUAACACAAGACACAGUUAUUUUGACAGCUGCUGUUCAGUUAGGUAUUCGCUGGCGAGAACUUGCUGAAAAGCUUGCAAGACUUACUAAGCAACAAAUGGAGGCCUAUGAAAUCCCUCAUUAUGGGAGAUCUGGGGAAGUCAGUGUACAGAUGAUGUGGAAGCCUGCUUUUGACUUUCUGUACACAUGGGCUGCUCACUAUGGAGAGAGUUACAGAGAUGUGUUGCAAGACUUGCACUGUGCAUUGGACAAGAUGAAAUACCCAGAAACCAGACACUGGAGGGAAUUAACUGGAACACUAAUUUUUGUGAACUGCCUCGAGAUACUACGAACAACAGCUUUUUCCAAAUUCCAAGACUAAAGGGCCCAAUGUUUGGGCAGGGAAUUCUACAUGUUUCCUGAAAGGUUCCCAGACAUUCAAACUCUCUGAUAAAUAUUAACCAAUUUCAAUAUUUGGAAUUGUCCAAGCCUGCAGUAUUCAUUAAUACAGACCAGCCAAAGCAAUGACUAGGCAAGAAUGCCAAAUAUCACAGAAGGCAAUGGGUAAUGAUCAUUUUUCAUAAAUGAUAUUUGUAUUUCAUAUUCAAAAAAUAUUGAUAUUCAUGAAUAUUUGACAAAUAUGCUUUCUGGGAAGAUCAAGCACUAUUAGAUCUAAUGUGAUUUAAUCAGCAUGAUCAAUCCCUACAUCUUAAUGGACUUUUCACAAAUCAGCACCUGAAUGUCAAGUGCCCUCAACUUUCUAUUUUUAUCAGAAAUGUUUAAUUUAUGGUGGGAUGUCUUCCUUGGCAGCCAAAGUUACUUUUGAAAACCAAGCACUAGAAAUUACUUUCUAUUAAAUUGCUGUGAGGCUUUUUUUUUUA
Molecule: messenger RNA, 3202 nt
Organism: Xenopus tropicalis (tropical clawed frog)
Lineage: Eukaryota; Metazoa; Chordata; Amphibia; Anura; Pipidae
Gene: macc1
Product: MET transcriptional regulator MACC1
Exons: 5
Coding region: 151-2703 (850 amino acids)
Biological process (GO): positive regulation of DNA-templated transcription
Cellular component (GO): nucleus
Source: RefSeq, a predicted model, not a curated record